GAUGGAAUUCUGUGUGACGGCGCCAAGAGGUUGAUUCAAACCCCAACAAACCACCGUCGAACCGUCGGUGUGCAAGAUAUAGGCGUCAUGACUUUGAUGUAGAGGAUGAUCGGGCACUGCCAUAUACAUUUAUUGAAGUGUGGACCUGUAUUUGUUGUGGUCAGAUCUCGGCUGCACCGCAGUGGGUAUCAGACAGCUGAAGGUCGACUGACUGCCAACACCGUUCAAGGGAUGGAAUGCAGCUCGUUGAUUGCCCAUGUCCGACCCAUGAAUGAUGUCGAGGCGAGCUGUCUGUCCUUCCCCCCCUCUUCUAAAUAGCCGACUCCCUCUGCAAGAUGAGAGAAUAAACCCGCUUUCUUUCGCCAUCUCCGCGCAUCGUGACAGGCUGGGACUAUCGACUGUGUUUAGAGAGAGACAUGGACAGCCCUGACGAUCUGCUCAACCACCACCAUCACAACCACUCAUCACCAGCAGGGGGGUUCGGCAGGAGCAACAAUGCGAGGCCGUAUCGACUCCGCGCCGCCUGCGACAACUGCCACAACGCCAAGGUGAAAUGUAACGGCAAGAAACCGGUCUGUGGUCGCUGUGCCAGUACCCAGCAGGAAUGCACCUACAGUAUCUCCAUGGCGGGCAAAGUCCAGGGGAAACGGAAACGAUCUGUCCCGGCGGGCAACACGACGACCACCACAGUGUCCGAGGAAGGGAGACGGGUGGCCGGCACGCUCCUAACCCCAACCAGCAGCUCUUUAACUUCAACCCUGCCCAGCAUCGGCGAUUCGGGCGAGCUGUUGGGGCCCAGCCUGGGGCUGGAGGAGAUGGAUAGCUCCGCGUUUGAUCUCGACUCCUUUUCGGGAGCCCCAGAGUCCUAUUCGCGAGAUCUAUUCAGUACCGCCUUGAUCGAAUCCGGAGGAGGAGGGGGGCCAGCAGGAGAAGGAGGGGAGUCCGAUCUGAUCGGUCUACCAGACAGCGACAGUGCCUCGCAGACGGGGUCCCACCAGACGGGACUGUUCUCAGCCUACGACACGGCCAGCUCGUGGACAACAGACGGAGCAAGCAUCAGCAGCGGCGGCAAGGAUGCGACGACCACGGCGGGGGUGGCGGCGGCAGCCCCGCGGGGCGGCCCGCCCGGGAGCAGCCGGCCGGAGUCACGAGUGCCGUGCGGCGGGCUGGAGCUGGACGAGGACGACGGACGGGACGGGCCGGCAACGCUGGGAGUUGCCGACCGGGGCCCUGGCAGGGACGGCGGGGACGCCCUGGUGAACAACCACCAUAGCAGCUGCAGCGGCGAGGAUGACACAGUGGCGGCCGCGACGGCGAUGAGCUGGAUCACCCUGUUCCGCAAGCUGCAGCAGAACCGGCGGGCGACGCCGACGCCAACGCUGGACGUGGUGAUGGCGCUGAACCGGAUGGCAAUGGUGAAGAUCCAGCGCUUGCUGCACGAGUGGAAGAAGCCGACCUCGCUGCCGGCCACUGCAGCAGACGACGAGGGCGAGCUGACGCUGUGUAUGAUCCUCCAGUGCAUGCAGGAGAUCGCGGACAGCUACGGCCAGGCGCUGUGCAGUCUCGACCGCAGCGAGCAGGGCCGCCACCACCACCACGGGGGAUCAGGUCCCCAGCAGCCGGAAGGGUUGAGUCUGCGAUUUGGCGUCUUCCACUUCCGCCCACAGGAUGUGCAGGCCUUUUCGGCGCAUCUACUGCUUCUGGAGAUCCAGGCGGCCAUCGCGCUCAACCGCCAGAUCUGGACGGUGUUUCAGCAGGCGCAUGCCGGCGAUCCCGCCGUCUGGAGCCAGGCAAAGGACGCCUUGAGCCAGAUCCUGGCGCAGCUGAAGACGCUUGGCCGGCAGAGCACGUCGGCCAGUUACCGGCCUGAGUUGUGAUGUUCAAGGGUUUCUAAACCCUAAGUAUUUCCUGUGAUAUAGAUUUAUUAGAAAAUAUGCUACGCCCUCGCGGCAAUCACCUC
Penicilliopsis zonata CBS 506.65 is the source of this 1960-nucleotide messenger RNA. RefSeq lists its product as hypothetical. Gene Ontology annotation, cellular component: nucleus. Gene Ontology annotation, molecular function: sequence-specific DNA binding; DNA-binding transcription factor activity, RNA polymerase II-specific; zinc ion binding. The transcript has 3 exons. NCBI's taxonomy places the organism in Eukaryota, Fungi, Ascomycota, Eurotiomycetes, Eurotiales, Aspergillaceae. Gene Ontology annotation, biological process: positive regulation of transcription by RNA polymerase II. The record is from RefSeq and is a predicted model, not a curated record. The coding region runs from base 417 to 1877 and encodes 486 amino acids.